Macrosteles quadrilineatus (aster leafhopper) is the source of this 2070-nucleotide messenger RNA. RefSeq lists its product as uncharacterized. Lineage: Eukaryota; Metazoa; Arthropoda; Insecta; Hemiptera; Cicadellidae. The coding region runs from base 230 to 1174 and encodes 314 amino acids. The record is from RefSeq and is a predicted model, not a curated record. Gene Ontology annotation, molecular function: A2-type glycerophospholipase activity. Gene Ontology annotation, biological process: arachidonate secretion; phospholipid metabolic process. The transcript has 5 exons.
CGACCCGCCGCGUUGCCAUUGGUUACAUGUCUCUCAGAACUAGAAACAUCGUACAUCAAUUGCGGCCGGCAAAAGUAAACAAUAGUAUUUAUCGUACAUAAAAACAAUAUGAGUUGAACAAUCAAUUGGACAAAUUUUUUUUUAUAUUUUCUUUGUACAAUUUCAGACUUAUCUUUUUUCCGAUAUGUUACUAGAAUAGUAUACAGUAUAUUGUGUGGCCAGUGGUGAGAUGGUGGUAGUGACUGGACGGUGGUGGUUCACUUUAGUGGUUGUGGUGUUGUCUGUGGUGAACUGUGACACCAAGAUGUUCAACUUCAUCGGCCGGGAGACUCUCAGUGACGGCGAGACAGAGACUCUGGUACAUUACGAUGGUCUCACGGCCAAGGAGACGUCCGUAGUCGCACGAGGAGGCAAUCAUACGUCCUCAUUGAAGCUACGUCAGCUGACGGACGGUGAUCACCUGAUCCAGCUGAUAUACAGCGGCCAGGGAGAGCUGCAAGACUGCGAGUACCUGAGGCAGGACGCGGCUGUGAGGCAGUUCCAGGAGAACGUGAGGCAGACUGUGGAGGCCCGGGGGAACGUGCGCUCGCUGGACGGUCGUCGUCUACCUCCGGAGUUGGCGGAGUGGAUGGACUACGCGCUGCUGAAGAAGCAAUGUCACAGACAUCACCGUCGUCUGAGGAGACUGGCUCGUCGGAGAUUCAAGGGAGGGAAGUUGCAGAGAGCGCGUGCCGACAGGGAUAUCCAGAGGUCAUCUAUCAAGUCCUCGGUUCUGCAGAGUUUUCUGCUGGCCCCAGGCACCAAGUGGUGUGGUCACAGUCACGCCGCCUCCUCCUAUACUGACCUCGGUCAUCUGUUUGGCCUCGACAAGUGCUGCAGGACCCAUGACAUGUGUCCCAAGAUCAUCCCCGGGUUUUCCUCCGUGUACGGCUACCUCAACUUCCGGCCGUUCACCAUCAGCCAUUGCUCCUGCGACAAUAGGUUCCGUGCAUGUCUGAAGAUGGCAGACACGGGCCCCGCCAACCUGGUUGGUAAACUCUUCUUCAACAUCGUCCAGACCAAGUGCUUCGUACUCAAGCCUGAGAAGGUCUGCGCCAAGUGGUCGUGGUGGGGAAAAUGCAAGAAGAUGACGUAUCGUAAACAAGCUCAUAUACGAGACAACCUUCCCUUUUGAAGAUGGAGCGAGCAUUUUAAUAUGAAUUUAAAAAUCGAAAUUGUAAUUAAUAUUUAUUGGGAAAGAAUUUAACAUCAGCUUUAAACGUUGCAUGAAAUCUUUUUUCAUUACUUAAAUAGAAUGUGUUUAUAUGAUGUUUUACAUUAAAAAUCAUUUAAAAUAUUAGCUUCGCAAGAUUAGGCCAUUCUAUAGUUUCAACACAAUUUCAAUUUCAUCACUUAAAAAUCAAAAUCUUACAAUACAAGUUAGACACAUACAUUAACAAACAAAUGAGACUUGAUCCAAAAUGACCUGCUAAUAUUUAGAAGGCCAAAAGUUAAGAAAUUUCAUUUGAGAAUCUAAAUUAUAAAGUGUGCAUGAGGUUGUAAAAGGUUUAUGAAGUUUUCAAUAUUCAUGCUGUUUUAUGAAUAGCAGAAUUAUUAUAUUUGUUUUAGUGGAACUAAAGUUAAAAGCUACUGGUACAUUAACUUAUUUCUUACCAAAGAAACGGAGUUUAAUAAAUAGUUUAUAUUUCUGUUUCUCUAAAGGGUUUUCUACACUCACAGUAUUAUUUAAAGGUAAUUUGUUUUUAGCCUUAAACGGUAGCUCAUUCUAGGAAAAUACAAAUGAUUUAUUAAACAUUGUAUAUUUUGUACCAAUUAUAUUGCAGGAUUCAAUUACUAUAUCGCAUCUCAACAGUUGUAUUUAUUUAGUUAAUUUGAACAAAGAAAUAAGGAAUUAAACUAGUAGAAGAAAUUAUUGGUAAAUUGACUAUAUACAGUAUUUAGAUAUGUACAGUUAGUAUAUAGUGUAAAGAUGUAUAUUGUAUAUACGUUGUUGAUAAUUGUUGUUGUGCAAUAACUCUUUUGUAUUUUAAAAUCUACUUUAUUAGUACGAGUAGACAUGUAUAUAUUGUU